AUGAUGCUUGCGCGAUCAAUCAGCCGUGUUGCGGCUGGAUCUGCACGACGCGUGCAUGACGGACAGCGGGCUUGCAUCUCCUCGCUUGUUGGAGGAUGCAACUCCCCCUCAUCGAUGCCUGCUGUCGAUGAGUCUGCUGCGGCGCGACCCAAGGUCAGCAGGCCAGCAGCCUGGGGUGUUGCCUCGCUGCCAGAGCCGAGCAAGGUCGGCAGCUGCCGGAGGCAUCUUUCGUCAGGCCGUCCGCCAUUUGACAUGGGAGAAGACGAGAACGAGGUGGACGUUACCCCGAUCGGAAACAAGCCGGGGCAGAUAACACGAGAAGCCAUCGCCGAAGCGGAGGCCUCCGAGGACCUCGACGACGACGACAUCUUCUCCGGCAAGCCCUCCGACUGGGAGUACGACGCCUCCACCGAAGAAGCAGGGCACGACAGCGAGAAGGCGGAGGCCGGCCGGGAGGGGUUCCGGGACGAAGGCGACGAGGGGGACGAGAACCCCCCCACCCCGAUCCUCGACGCCUACGAGAAAUCCCGGGACCCCGCGGAGAUGGAGCGGCUGAUCGCCCUGGCGUUCGACUCUCUCCCCGAGCGCGCCGGGCCGCAGAGGUACAACCACAAGCGCCGGGAGCACCAGCGGUAUAGGACUAUUAGGAACAUCAAGUACAAGGAGAAGGCGCAGCGGACGGCGGCCCACGAGCGCAAGCUGCAGAAGAGGAGGGACCGAAAAGCGCGAGACUUGGCUCUGUUCGCCACCUGGAGAGAGACGGGCCCCGCCGAGGAGACUGCAGACGCGGUUGUGCGCUCGUAG
Ectocarpus siliculosus is the source of this 804-nucleotide messenger RNA. The record is from the annotation of a GenBank genome assembly. NCBI's taxonomy places the organism in Eukaryota, Phaeophyceae, Ectocarpales, Ectocarpaceae.